UCGGGCACGCGCAGGCAGGCGGCAAAAUGGUGACCGCAAGCAGAAAGAGCCCGCGAGCCUUUCACCGCCACGCUUUCAGCUCCGCGGGCGCGGCCCACUGAGCCGGCCUGCCGCGAGCGCCGUUGCUCGCGGCUCCUCUUUCUGAGCGACGGCGCCCGGCGCCUUGUCCGACCCGGGGCUGCGCAGCAGGGGACCGGGCACCAGCCCCGAGACGCAGGGCGCAGGCCGGGCGGCUCCUCCCCACGGCGCGGACGCAGCGUCACGACGGCGCCGGCGAGCAUGGCGCGCAUGGGGCUGCUGUGGGCUGCGCGUCCCCGGCUGAGCAGCCUUCGGAGCCCGGCGAGAGCCGCCUCCGCCGCCCGCCCGCAGGAGAGCCCCGCGGGGCCGGGCGCCCGCUCGCCUCCUUCGCCCGCCCUGGCCGCCGCCGCCGGGCCGCUGGAGGAGGAGCCGCUGCGCCACGCCGACUUCUUCCGCCUGCGAGAGCUUUUCUCCCUGCGGGACCUGCUGGACGCCCGAGUCCACCUGGGCCACAAGAAGGGCAGCCGCCACAGGUUCAUGGAGCCCUACAUUUUUGGCUGCCGCUUGGAUCAGGACAUCAUUGACCUGGACCAGACCACGGAGCUACUCCAGGCAGCCCUCAACUUCACCGCACAUGUGGCCUACCGCAAAGGCAUCAUCCUCUUCGUGGGUCGCCACCGGCAGUUUGCCCACCGGGUGGAGGCCACGGCUCAGGAGUGUGGCGAGUAUGCCCACACCCGCUACUGGAAAGGGGGCUUGCUGACCAAUGCAGGGGUCCAGUACGGGGAGGGCGUCCGCCUGCCAGAUCUCAUCGUCUUUGUCAAUACUCUCAGCAACGUCUUUGAACCUCACGUGGCAGUCCGGGAUGCAGCCAAGAUGAACAUCCCAACCGUGGGGGUGGUGGACACCAACUGCAACCCCUCCCUCAUCACGUACCCAAUUCCAGGCAACGACGACAGCCCGGCAGCUGUAGAGCUUUACCUCAUGCUCUUCAGGAGGGCCAUAGCCAGGGCCAAGGACAAGCGCAAGCAGAUGGAGGUUUUCUACAGCCUGCAGACCUCAUCUGCUGCUGGCAACUCGAGCAGCCGCUCAGAAUCCUUCUGAGAUUCACCCCCUGCUCAGCCAGUUAGGAGCGAGGCUUGCCAGCAAGUGCAUCUUGUGUUUGGGUCAGAGGAGUAUCUCGAGAGCUGCAGGAGUGCCCUCUGCUUUUCAGGGGGUUGCUCAGCCCCAUUUCAUGGUCUUGCUCUUUGCUCUGCAUUCCUUAAUGGACAAUAAAAAAAAUUGUACUCACAA
This is a messenger RNA of Eublepharis macularius, 1311 nucleotides long. It is a transcript of the gene MRPS2, whose product is annotated as mitochondrial ribosomal protein S2. The record is from RefSeq and is a predicted model, not a curated record. Gene Ontology annotation, cellular component: mitochondrial small ribosomal subunit; ribosome. Bases 280 to 1122 code for a protein of 280 amino acids. Lineage: Eukaryota; Metazoa; Chordata; Lepidosauria; Squamata; Eublepharidae. Gene Ontology annotation, molecular function: structural constituent of ribosome. The transcript has 3 exons. Gene Ontology annotation, biological process: translation.